Molecule: messenger RNA, 6891 nt
Organism: Leucoraja erinaceus (little skate)
Lineage: Eukaryota; Metazoa; Chordata; Chondrichthyes; Rajiformes; Rajidae
Gene: hoxb9a
Product: homeobox B9a
Biological process (GO): embryonic skeletal system morphogenesis; regulation of transcription by RNA polymerase II; proximal/distal pattern formation
Cellular component (GO): nucleus
Molecular function (GO): RNA polymerase II cis-regulatory region sequence-specific DNA binding; DNA-binding transcription factor activity, RNA polymerase II-specific
Source: RefSeq, a predicted model, not a curated record
UAUAUCUUAUGUGUCAAUAAAAUGAUGUACAUUUGCAAAUCUAUACCCAAGGAUAGUAAACAGUAUAUAGAUUCCGUUUUGCAUUGAUCCUGAUCAAAUAUUUAGCUAUUCUGACUUCAAUGUCCGUUAUUACAUAUUCGGGCCCAUCCUGUAGUUAAUAAUACGUUUAAAAUGAAGUUAAGAAUAUUUCCGGAGGAAGAUUAUCAGAGCGUGGUUAAUAUAUUUAACAAAUGCACAAAUAUUAGCUUUAAUUUAUAAUCAGUUCAAAAAAAAAGGAGAGAUCGGCGGGCCAAUGGCAGUCUGAAAGCCCAUUGAGAGCCAUUAAUACGGCUUUAAGUUUAAAGACUUGAAUGUUAAUAAGCUGGUACUUGGCGACUGAACUUCUCUGCAUAAAAUGAAUUUUCGCGUCAGGGCUGAGUCAUCAAAGUUUGGCAAACAAAAAAAAAGAUCUGUGGUAUAUACAAGCGGUUGGCCACACAGUGCUUUGCCUUCACCAUAAUAUGUCCUGCGAUUUGACUUUGAAUUAGCUAAAUCCAACCGCGUCUAGUUUUUUUGUUGUUGUUGCUAGAGGCAUAACAAAGUUAAACAUUUUGAGUUUUUGAGGAAGAGUGAAUUUCAAAAGAUGUGUGGAAAAGUUGGAUGGUUCUAUCGGGGUAUUUCAGUAUUCCUCCAUUCUUCACGACGUUAAGUGUUGUCUUUAUUUGAGUAUUUCGCUGUGAACAAGAAAGAGAUUUCGAAGUUUUCACUCUGAAUUUAUUUUCUCAAUAUCUUCCCGGAUUCCAAUAACUUCAUUUGGUGGCAUUCAUCCUCACCGAAAGAGCAGAUAGGAACGAUGAGAAGAGAGGACGCGACUUUAAAUUAACCACUCUUAACAAUUGAUACAUGUAUUUAAAUCACUUCACAUAAUUCGCUGAUUCGCCGUGGAUCCGGCUGCCCUCUGUCCAGACUUCCUAUACAUGUAAAAUAGCCUUGUUAGGGAAUUAAAACGCAAACCCCUGUGAUUCAGAGUAUUAUGUCGUUAAUGCAUGGGUCAGCCUCAAAAUAAAUAAAAUCGGAACAAAAGGAUCUUAUGAACAACGAGUUAUCAUUAAAUUAAUCGAGUCCAGUACGAAUGUUGGCCAAAUUUAAAUAUGAUGGAGAACUACAAAGUCUUGACUUGUCAAUUAUUAGGAAGUACACUUUCACCACAAACCCUCCCGUGUAAAGUUUUGAACAUAUUGAACUCACAUGCGUUUUGGCCACCAGCACUGGUGUCUCAGACGAAUAUUCGUAAUUCAAAAUUAGGUUUCCAACCCCGCCAGAGUCGCUGGUUUGCGUUGCCCAUCACAACACAAGGAAACGUGCGAGAAUUGUGUGGCAGGGUAAUUGGGUUUAAAGCUACUUUCUGUUAUCGGUUUAAGAUAAUAACAGCAAUAAUAAGACUGCCGAUUAUGAGCCCUGGUGUGAGAAUUUGUCACAUGAGAUAAGAUUAAUUAACAGGCAAAGUAGUCCCUCUGAAAACUAUUAGUUUUUAAUUUAAUCCAGCGCUGCAUUGUUACCGAUUUUGUACUAUAUAUGUUUAUACGCAUUAGUGUUCCUUGUUUAAAACACGAUUUCACCUCUAAACGUAUAUAAUACAAGGGGCCAUGUUAAUUGUUUAACCCCCAUUGCGGAUUGAUUUACGCUUUAUUGUCGCUUUGUCAGCCUCAUGAAAACUUUAACCAAUCAUUUCGCAGAUAGCCCACAACAUAUUAGCUAACUCUACUUUGUUAGUUGAGAAGUUGAGGGAACAAUUUCUAGCCUUACAUAUAAUUUCCCAAUGAAUCGCCGUGUAUGGUGUUUAACAAUGACGAUGUCCGGUGCUAUUAGUAACUAUUUUGUCGAUUCGCUUAUAAGUCAUGAUAACGAAGGGACUGCUGCAACAAAGUUAACUUCGGGCCAAUACAUAUUCUCCAGACAGCCUGGUCUUAGCGAACAUUCCGACUUCCCCGCUUGUAAUUUUCAGACGAAAUCUUCGGUGUUCGGCACCUCUUGGACACCGGUGUACCCUCAGCCUCCCGCCAAUGUGUCCACGUUAUACCAUCCAUAUGUCCAACCUCACCCCAUCCCGUCCGAAAGCAGGUAUAUGCGAUCCUGGCUGGAGCCAACCCCCAGAGCCGUGGCCGUCGCCGGGAUAGCUACCAGUGGUCACGACUCAUUGAAAACGGAGCCCCUCGCGGGUCACGGCGUCCAAACCUUACCAGCGGCGCUACAAAAGUUGCACGGGGAAUCCUUGGAGAGUGAAAUCAUGAGGUCCGGGAAAGCGCCAUGCUAUGAGGACAGCUUAUAUGAAGAGAAAGGAGACAAAGAGGCGUCAUUACAAAGCAACCCUUCGGCAAAUUGGUUACAUGCUCGCUCGACCAGGAAGAAAAGGUGUCCUUACAGCAAGUACCAGACCUUGGAGUUGGAGAAAGAAUUUCUGUUCAACAUGUACCUCACCCGGGAGCGGAGACACGAGGUGGCUCGCCUUCUCAACCUGACGGAGAGACAAGUCAAAAUCUGGUUUCAAAACAGAAGGAUGAAGAUGAAAAGACUGAACAAGGAGCAUGCGAAGGACUUCAAGUGACGAGUUGAAACUUCUUUUGGAACUUUAGCGCGCCGGAGAUUAUUGGCCCCACUGCACAUAGCCGUAAACCAGAGUAAUUCAGAGAAAAAAAAAAAUCACCGCAAAGAAUAGCCUGAAUGGAAGGUAUUAACAACCCAGCAAUUCGGCUAUUUAUUUCCAACAUUUUAGAGCAUUCAUUCAGGGAAUAGAGUCACGUGUAGAGACUUUUAUGACAGGAUAUUAUGAGAUACAACUUCCUCUCAUUCACAACCCCUUCUAUUAGCCAGAGAGAGAGAGAGAGAGAGAGAGAGAGAGAGCAGCGAGCUUUUAUUCCUACUCAGUCCUCUUGGCGGUUUAAAAAUAAAUUUCAGGUUAUAUAUAAAUUAUUACAAUUUCUGUAAAUCUUUUAGGGACGGUCUGUGUGGCGGAUCUCGCUGCAGAUCCACGUUUUAGAGAGAAAAUGAUCUUUAACCUACGAUUAUAUAUAUUGUAACCUUUUCCGUUCGAACUGAUUUAACACGACUUACUAUCAAUUGUUUACAGGCAAAGGUGAAUUUUUAAUAACACGUUGUUAAACGCGUCACACUGCGAUUGUUUCACGCGACUCCCCUAGUCAUUUUGAUUUUGGGGGCAUGCUUUCUUCCACAGAAUUGUGAUUACUAUUUAAACCGAAUGAUAGUGUACAUUAUGAUGUCUCUUUCUGUAGACUCUAGUUUGUGUGUUUUUUUGGGGUGAGUUUGGGGCCUGUCUUCUUAAUUUUGGGUUUAAAACGCAUAACCGCGCACCCAAAAUUGAAACGAGCAGUUGUCACGUUUCGUUGACUAUAAUCUUGGUUGAGUGUUUUUUUGUGUAUCUCUCUGGGCAACUAUUAUCACCACGUGGAUUUUUUUUUAAAAAGAUAAGGGCUUAAUACUUAGGAAACAGGACAAGUAGGGUCGAGACCAAAAUUUAACAAUGCACACGAUAGGAUUUCAUAACAUUAUGAAAACACAUAAAGUAGGAAUAAUCUGACGAAGUUACCCAGAUGACCAUUACCCACCAGCACGCAAGAAAGGAAAUCAACAAAUAGAUCAUUUAAAAAAAGAGAUACACUUUAGUAAAAAAACAAAACACAUUCCUGAGGGGAAUUUGUAAAUAUUUCUGCGUAUUUUUAUGUCUGUCCGGUUGGAGCUGGUGUUUAUACUCCGAAUUUUAUAGGUUUGUGCCGAUUUUACAUUUAAAGUAAUCAAAUCAACUGAAUGGCACAAACACACCGAAUCUGGGUGGCUUCUACUAGUUUUUGUUUCUCUACCGGAACUGUACAACAGCAGCAGCGCGCGGUUGCACUAUUUAACGUGAUUUUAUAUUAUUAAUCAUAGACAAACUAAGAAUUGAAAUCCACUGAAUGAUGUAAAAAACAAUUGAACUCGCCGUUCUCGGUGAACCUAACACCACAAUCAAUAGAUGGGAAUAUCUGAAUGUAUGACCAACAUACUGCAAAAUAAAUGCUGCUGAUAAAAUGAAAAGUGCAUGUUUCCUCAUGACCUUGCGUCUCCUUUCUAGGCCUUGCUGUUGGUUGUAAACACGAUCAAGUCCCUGGGCCUAGCGCAGACCCACUACCACAGCUAAAAUGUUUAUAUUUAUUCAAUGCGUUUGGAAAAAUAAAUGACAACCGGAAAUGGAAGGCUACAUUUGGAACGAAGAAACUGAUCCCAAUUUCUCCAAAUCUCAACGGGAUUAAAUAUUGAUUCCCUGAACCAUGAGAAAAGAGUUGCAGACAACGUCAGCAUUCGCUGCCGCAGUUUGAGACACACAGAGUCUUUCAGUAAUUUUAUGAUGCGAUUCCUGAGCUUUUUUCCCCCAAUAAAUUCUCCAUCACAGCGGACACAAUAGGGAAGGGUCAUUUCAAUAGCACAGGGCAGAGAAUGUAUGCGGCUACCGGGAAGAAGCGGAAUAAAAACGUUCCUUUAAACAAUGCUACCUCAACAUGCUUCAGCUGCACUAAGGAACUUUAUCCGGAGUCGAUGGCAAAAGAGGUCGAAAGCUUUUAGUGCAAAAUUAAAUUAAAAUGCCGAGACUUUGGGUUACUUCCCAUAUCAUUUUAUUGAUAGGGAGGCGUCUGGAAAAUUCACUAUUUGGUAGUGAAUUUUUGACCGGUUAAUUAACGGAAGUACAGACAACAAUAUUAACCGCAUUUACAUGUCGCAUUCUUUAUGCGCCUUACUGUCUAAUUGACACCAUAAACUAUGAAACUUCAUCACUUAUCUCACGCUGAAUGUUAAGCAUCUUCGGUACUGGAAUAAAAUUAAAGGCUGACGGAUUCAAAUGUAAAAUAACACAUAUUUAUAUGUAAGGCAUUCUCUGAGAAUUGACAUAACUAUUGGGAUUAAAAUAUCAUUAUCCGAGCCUUGCAGAUUGAGUUGUAAGGUUUACAGAGAUGGUUUCCUGCUCAGUAAUGUCUCGUCAACCCCCACCUAUACAAUUUAAAUUUCGGAAUUAAAGGGAUGUCAUUUCAACACUAUUUGCUCUGUAUCGAGAAUUUUAGGCAGCUUUUUAAAAUAUAUUUACCAGGUUCGAGUAAAUUAUAUGAAGAACCUUUUUGUUCAGUCAAUGCAUAUUUCACCAACACGACUGGUUGACUAUAGGUUAAUGCAGACACACAUACAGACAUUGAAAACGAAUGUAUACAUUCUGGUAUACAUAUAAAACAUGUUUUAUUGUAUAAAAGGUGAGGUUGGUCUGGUGGACUCUAUAAACCGCUUCGAGAAAUUGACAAAGUUCGCGCUGUCUCUUACAUCUAUAUAUUUAUUAACCAAUCGCAAAAUUAAGUCACGAACGAAAAUAUUUCAGAAUAGUUGCUAAAUUACUCUGUAAUAUUCGCCAUGUAUGUCUGGACCUAAACAUAAAUGGGGAUAUUCUACUGAUAGACAUUGAACACUGAAAAUGGUGCACAGUACUCAAAGUGCCUUUGCACAACCACAUGCCAACAAAAAAAAUAAUCUGAUCAUACGACAUAUAAUGAAAUUCGGAGAUCAAUUCCAUCGUGUGUUCAGGCUGGGUGACAUUUCUGGUUGAUAAUACUUGCAAAACCUCAUUGUUGGUAACGAAACCAUCUAUAAUUAAAUGGGAUGGAAGAGGGUUCACCACCUUAAAAGCUUCAGGAUAUUUCAUUGGAAAGGCUAUGCAUGUGUCAAGGGGAUAUUAAAAAUUAAAUCUACGAUUCGAUAUUUUAUAAUACCCCCGUAUUAGGGAAAGUGGUUAUGCGAGCGCUGGAAACAGAUUCCACUAAGACUAGAUGGAAAUAAUUACAGGACCAGCAUGUCGUAUAUUACCACUAAUAUAUCAGUUGUUUCUCUUUCAAUAUUAUUUUUCUCCAACGCAGGAAACACAAGCACAUUAAAAAUAAAAGACCAGAAAUGAGUCUUGCACGGUGGUGCUUGGUGGAGGAGGGGUUGGGAAGUUGUCUGUCAUUAUAGGAAAUUCAGUGUGUGUGUUGCCAUAAAAUAAUAUGGCCGCUGUAAAAGUUUAUAGGGUAUAAAUUUCUGAAGGUUAAGAAUUGAACGUCUGUUAAACAAACACAGCAAAGGGGAAUCUUUCAGAAGCCAUUAAAAUUAAAUUCACGAUUGGAGGCGGCAAGUGAUAAAAAUGAGAUGUUAUUUCUAGGGGCAAAUAUCGAAGAAUUGUAUUUCAAGGAUGAAUCCAGCUGAAUAUUGCAGUGAAGCCAACAUGCUUUUUUAGACCCUAAAGCCAGCGACGCCCUCUUUUGUUCGACUUCCUAACCAUUCCAAGCUGCCAGAAAUUACUGCAAUAAAAAAAGCUACCCAGAUUCUGGCGAGACGUCUGGUGCACAAUCUCUGGUUUGUGUUUACAGCCCGCGCCCAAGUAUCUUCAAGUAAAAUGCCCAAUUGUUUACUCUUGGAGGUGGAGACGAAUCAGACCUCAAAGCGCUCUUUAGCUCCUUCACCCGCCUGUUCCUCCCGUUUACUGCUUUUUAGGAAUGUAUGCUGGAAGCAAUCCUUCCUUCCCAAUACUUUACGAGGAUGUGGUUUAUUGGCAUUGUCCUCCUCUCCUCUGCAUAAGACGAUGGGACUGAAGACUUGAAACACCGCGGCCCGGGGCUAAUGAAUUCUUUACCGUGAGAUUUUAUCUCUCGUUUGCGCAUAUUGUUGCUAAUGCUAUUUCACCCUGAACUGUUUUUACAAGUCGACAAUAACUCCCAUAAUUUCCAGUAGGUGGCAGCAGUGUUCCACCGAACUCAGCCAUGCCCCCCAUUCACCUCCCGUUAGUCCACUAAUCCAGGAUUCGGAAGCCUUUAUGUACUUAACAAGUAUAGUUCUAACACGCCACCU